Messenger RNA from Rhodamnia argentea, 1496 nucleotides. Its product is annotated as replication termination factor 2. The record is from RefSeq and is a predicted model, not a curated record. Lineage: Eukaryota; Viridiplantae; Streptophyta; Magnoliopsida; Myrtales; Myrtaceae. Bases 160 to 1293 code for a protein of 377 amino acids. Gene Ontology annotation, molecular function: protein binding. The transcript has a single exon. Gene Ontology annotation, cellular component: nucleus. Gene Ontology annotation, biological process: site-specific DNA replication termination at RTS1 barrier; mitotic DNA replication termination.
AAACCGACAUCCUCUUUCCUCGAUCGAUCUGUCCCCAAGUCGACGGAGGCGGUUCGCGAUUAGGAAGUCAACUACAACGAAGCUCAAUUCUAGGUUUCUUCUUGUCCUUCCUCUGUAAUCUGAGAGCUCUCGUUCGAUUCGCAGUUGAAGGAUCCGAAGAUGCAGCUCAGAUCUCAGGAACCCCUCCAAAUCUUCCUUCAAUCGCACGAUCUUCACAUCCCUACUCGAGCCCUAACCCUAACCCCGACGCCCUCCUACACUCUCCGCCACCUGAAGCGCUCCCUCUUCCCCGCCGCCGAUUCGCCUGAUCUCUACUUUACGCUGAACGGGAAGCCUCUCCAGGAUUCGACCCCGAUCGUGGGUUCCGGAGUUUCGCCGCUUUCGACCCUGGUUUUGCGAUGCAGGCUCCGAGGCGGCGGCGGCGAUGGCGGCGCGACGGGGGCGGAGUCGCGCGACUGCUACUUGAACAUGUACGCUGUGAAGAAGCCCGAUAAGGUAGACCCUAACGAGCAGAGGCUCUCGAGAUGGAUGAAUUGCGCCUUGUCCUGCGAGCCCUUGAGGGAGCCCUGCGUUGUGGACAAACUGGGGAAUAUCUUCAAUAAGCAAGCUCUGGUUGAGGCUCUUCUGGGCAAGAAAUUGCCGCGGGAGUUCGGGUACAUAAAGGGUCUCAAGGAUAUGGUCAAGAUUAAGCUUACGGAGAUUCCGGGGCUAGAGGAUGAUGUCAGUGGGGGUGGGGGCGCGCGGUACCAGUGCCCGAUCACCGGUCUUGAGUUCAAUGGGAAGUACAAGUUUUUCACAUUGAGGACUUGCGGCCAUGUGUUGAGCGCCAAGGCGUUGAAGGAGGUGAAGUCGUCUUCUUGUUUGGUGUGUCAUGAGGAGUUCAGUGAAUUGGACAAGAUUGCGAUCAAUGGGAGCGAGGAAGAGGUGGCGGUCCUGAGGGAGAGAUUGGAGGAGGAGAGGGUGAAAUUGAGAGAUAAGAAGGCGAAGAAGGUGAAGAAUGGUGAGGUGGUUGCUUGUGGAGAAGAAACUACUCAGUUAAUUGGUGCUAAACGCGGCAUUGAUGUAAACCAUGUUGAGAAAGCCUCUGUUAAAGUUGAUGAAAAUGGGAAAGUGAAAAAUGGCGGAGUAGGAGUGAAGGGUGCGACUUCUGAUGCAGCGAAGAGGUUUAAGGCGGCAGAUAUGGUCCCCCGUAAUGCUACAAAGGAAGUUUACGCAUCCAUUUUUACGUCUUCCAAGAAAGGUGGCUUCAAAGAGACGUAUUCUUGCAGAUCCCUUCCGCUUGGUAGGAAUUAGUUCUGGAAGGAUCUCAAACUUGAGCACCCUUUUUGAGCUGUGUUUGGCUGUAUUCACAAAUCAUGGUUUGCCAUGGAUGAUUUAGUUGGUUAUUGAUGUUGGGAUUCUCUUAAUGUGGAGAUCUUUGAUGUUUCCAAUCAGAGAAUAUCUCUUUGAUGUACAUUUUAUUUAACCAUGAAAUGCAAGUAGUUUAUUUGUACUGA